UCCAGGUACACAAUGUUGAUCGCGUCAAGAGAUCACAUACGACUAGUGGAAAGUCCUAGGCCUUCUAGAAAUGAUUUUACAGUCGUCACUAUCAACUCGACGUCAGUGUUGCUGUUUGGAGGUUGGAAUGAAAACCACAAUUUUAAUGAUCUUUGGCAAUUUUCUCUUACAAGUAGAAUUUGGAAGGAAGUGAAGAUGAUCGAGAGUAGUGGGUCCGGUUACAUCGGACCCAUUACUAACGAGGCAGCGGAAAGCGUCCCCUCACCUCGAUAUAAUCAUGCUGCUGCAGUUAUAGGAGUCGAAAUGUUUGUUUUUGGCGGAUAUGACGAAUAUGGUCAUUCGAACUUAGAAUUGUGGAGAUAUAACAUGAUUAACAAUUCGUGGAGAUAUUUAGAACCAACCAACCAAAUUUCACAUUUUACUUCUAUUAAUGGAGAUGAGUGCUAUUUUGUGGCGACCGCUCAAAGUGAAACGCUAUGGAUUGUGUCUAGGUGUCCUUUCUCUAUUAAAACCCUGAAACCCAAUGCCAACGUAUAUAUCAGUUUGUGGAUGUUUAUUGUUCACUUGCAGACUUGGAAUUUCGUCGCACAUGAAAAACUAGAAAAUUUCCCGGACAACUAUCUCUAUUCAUCUUUGCAUUUCUGGCGAGGAUAUCUAAUAAGUCUAGAGCGUUCUAGUUUACUUUACAUCAAGGCUGGAUGUCCUGAAGGACUAGGAUCGAGCAACAUUUCUCGUUUUCCCUGCGACGUAUGCAAAGUAGGAUUUUACUCUGAUGUAGAGACGAAAGAGUGUCGCAAAUGUCCAAACGGAACGACGACGAGACAAGAGCGUUCGUCGAGGCUGACCGAAUGCAAUGUUUGUGUCACGGGUUACUGUCGUCAUGGAAGAUGUCUGGUGGUGAGCGACAGGCUAACGCAAGCUCCCGUAUGUACGUGUACUAUCGGAUUCACUGGUUCUCACUGUCAAGACGCAACUUAUUAUUACAUUGGAACGGGGGUUAUUCUUGUUAUAGGUAUUAUUACUUUACUCGUUGUUGUAUUACGGCGCAUCAUCAAGAAACGAAGAGAACGAGAAACGGCUUUCCGUCGUCAAAUACAAAUUUUGAACGAUGCGUGGCAGAUCAGUUGGCAAGAAAUAGAACUGCAGGACGAAAUAGGAGGAGGAGCUUCGGGAAGAGUGUGGAAAGCGCAAUACCGUAAUCUAGACGUUGCUGUAAAAAUGCUGAUUAACAAUGAUGAAUCAGAAUCGUCAUUGGAAUUUGCAGGAGAAAUUAAGUUUAUGCAAACGAUGCGUCAUCGAAAUAUUGUACUUUUCAUCGGAGCCGGUAAAACGAGUCCACAAGCACAACCGUUUCUUGUCGUCGAGUUUGCGCAUAGAGGUUCAUUACGUCACGUACUGGAUGACGUCAGUAUUGAAAUAGAUCAAAAUCGUAAAAUAGAUUUUGCUCUAGACGCUUCGAAAGGAAUGGAGUUUCUUCACAAAUUGAACCCGCCCAGAAUCCAUCGAGAUCUGAAAAGUGAGAAUUUACUCGUUUGCAAAAGUUGGAUUGUCAAAGUGGCUGAUUUUGGUCUUGGAAGACUCUUUAGUGGGGCACAGAAGAACCGACGAUCAAAUCGAAACAAUGCAUUGAGCAGCACGAAUUCAGGAAACGAGCUUCUAGUUGAAAUGAGAGAUUUGUCUGAAGAUGGUAUCGGGACAGUGAGAUGGAGCGCACCGGAGUUAGCACGACGAGAGAGCUACGAUGGAUCCAUCGAUGUCUACAGUUUUGGAAUUGUGCUUUGGGAGAUUUGGUCACGUGGCUUUCCUUUCGAACAGUAUCGGUUUGCUCACGAAGUCGACGACGCGGUAGAAAGAGACGAGCGUCCCGUCGUUCCGUGCGAUUGCCCGGAAGGGUAUGCAAGCGUAAUGCAAGCUUGCUGGGCAGGAAGAGCCCGGAAACGACCGUCGUUUAGCGAAGUUGUCAGCUGUCUGGAAACCAUUCAUGUGGAAGAUGCAUGUUAGAGUGACUACACGAGAGUUUUGAAUUUUGUCCAAUUGUUACUACUAGUCUAGUGACGCUUAGCUGCUAUGUAGAGGUAUUACAGCAGAUUAUAUUGCUAUAGCAUACGAUAUUAGAAUUGGGAGUUUUAGUCGUAAAAAUUGUUAUUUAAUGUGUAGAAUACAGUUGUUUAUGUUAUA
This is a messenger RNA of Corticium candelabrum, 2178 nucleotides long. RefSeq names its product probable serine/threonine-protein kinase DDB_G0278665. Gene Ontology annotation, cellular component: cytoplasm. Gene Ontology annotation, biological process: signal transduction; protein phosphorylation. The transcript is spliced from 2 exons. The record is from RefSeq and is a predicted model, not a curated record. Gene Ontology annotation, molecular function: protein kinase activity; protein binding; ATP binding. Bases 13 to 2001 code for a protein of 662 amino acids. NCBI's taxonomy places the organism in Eukaryota, Metazoa, Porifera, Homoscleromorpha, Homosclerophorida, Plakinidae.